Pleurotus ostreatus (oyster mushroom) is the source of this 1047-nucleotide messenger RNA. RefSeq lists its product as uncharacterized. The transcript is spliced from 11 exons. Gene Ontology annotation, cellular component: COPII-coated ER to Golgi transport vesicle; endoplasmic reticulum membrane; Golgi membrane. Gene Ontology annotation, biological process: endoplasmic reticulum to Golgi vesicle-mediated transport; Golgi organization; endoplasmic reticulum organization. NCBI's taxonomy places the organism in Eukaryota, Fungi, Basidiomycota, Agaricomycetes, Agaricales, Pleurotaceae. The coding region runs from base 1 to 1047 and encodes 348 amino acids. The record is from RefSeq and is a predicted model, not a curated record. Gene Ontology annotation, molecular function: D-mannose binding.
AUGGCGUCGCGGUGUACCACACUGCUCCUACUGGUUCUGGCUUUACUUUCGCCAUUUGCAAUGGCCGAGUCGGAGGACAAGCCCUCAAAAGUGGGCGACCACACGAUUGAACGAACGAUCCAACUUCGAACACAUUCCUUAUACGCUCCGUACAUCGACCAAGACCUCCAAAAUAGAUGGUGGGACUUUGGUGCUGAUUCAUAUGUGAAUACGAAUAAGCACGUCCGACUUACUCGCCCGGCGCCGUCCCAAAUGGGUUGGCUAUGGUCACGAUUGCCAUUGACAUCAACGAACUACAUAAUCGAGGUUGAGUUCAAAAUAUCGGGCGAGUCAAGUCAUCUGUUCGGUGACGGUAUCGCUGUAUGGAUCGCUAAAGAGCGCGCUCAACCCGGUCCAAUCUUCGGCAACAAAGAUAAAUUUGAGGGGCUUGGGAUCUUCCUCGAUACAUACGCCAACUCAAGGCAUUCUUAUUCUUUCCCCCACGUCACAGCUACUAUCGGUGAUGGUAAGACGGAGUAUGACUACGGAAAUGAUGGCGACGACUCCAGCAUUGGCGGUUGCUCAGCAAACUUCCGUCGAACCAAUGUCGCCACCAAGUUGAAGAUUACCUACAUCAAGGAGAAAUAUCUCGACGUCAAAAUCCAAUACAAGGCUUGGGAUGACUGGUCGGAUUGCUUCCAUGUUGAGAAUGUCACCCUCCCUUCAGCGCCUUUCAUUGGCUUCUCUGCCAUGACGGGAGACGUUUCUGACGCCCACGAUAUUAUCAGCGUCACCUCUUCGUCCGCCAUCCUCGCUCCUCCUGCCAAACCCAAGACCAAAUCCAAAUCCGUCUUCCCUUCCCUCCGAACAAGCGACGACGAAGACCCUGAGGGUUCGUGGUUUGGUUCAAUGUUCAAGAUCUUCCUCUUCAUUGGUGUUUGCGUUGGGGGGUACUAUGGGUAUCUUGAAUAUAAGAGGAGGCAGGCGUUUGCUGGUGCAGGAAACUUUGGUGGCAUGGGUGGCGGUGGAUACGGCGGAGGAAUGUACGCCAACUCGAAGAGAUUCUAG